Aspergillus calidoustus is the source of this 2369-nucleotide messenger RNA. Lineage: Eukaryota; Fungi; Ascomycota; Eurotiomycetes; Eurotiales; Aspergillaceae. The record is from the annotation of a GenBank genome assembly.
AGCGGCACGUACAAGCAGUACGUCGUACAUCACAGAACAAUAUUGAGACAUUUAUUCUUAAGAAGUUGACACCCACAGGCAAGGCCUUUAAAUUGCCUGCCUAGAGUCAAUCCCCCGAAGAUCGCGUUUUUCUUCCCUUUUUUUUGACCAAAGCCCUAUAUUAGAGGGUUCAAUUACCCCGCCAGACGAAAUGUCGCAUGCAGACAGCGAGUCCGCCUAUUUCAACAACUACCCUCCCCCGAAAGUCCUCCCGAAGCAUGAAUCUCUUGCCCGGUCAUUCAUAGACUAUCAUGUCGAAGCCGAUCGACGGCUGGUGCUUGUCACCUCCGGAGGAACAACAGUACCUCUUGAAAACCAAACUGUCCGCUUCAUCGACAACUUCUCCGCAGGUACCAGAGGUGCCACAUCUGCGGAGUACUUUCUGGAGCAGGGAUAUGCAGUGAUAUUCCUCCACAGACAGUUUAGUCUGCUGCCUUACUCUCGACAUUAUAGCCACUCGACCAAUUGUUUCCUUGACUUUAUGGAUGAAGCCUCCCCAAGCGAUUCAAGCAACUCUGACCAUGGUCCCAUUGUCGUGCGGAACGAAUACCAGGACGAAAUGCGAGAUGUGCUGCGGAAGUACAAAUAUGCAAAACAGAACAAUCUCCUUCUACUGAUUUCGUACACCACAGUGUCCGAGUAUCUUUUUGAACUGCGCAUGCUCGCCCAAUGCAUGAAACCGCUUGGUCCAAACGCAUUAUUCUAUCUCGCUGCAGCUGUUAGCGAUUUCUUCAUCCCGCGCGAUCGGAUGGCGGAGCACAAGAUUCAGUCUUCAGAGAUACCGGCGGAGUUUAGCAACAACGACGAAGCUGUGGGCGCUGAGGACAUAUACACUGGGGGUUUUGAGCAGACACAGCCCACGUCCAGCAAAAAGCUCGUCAUAAACCUAGACCCGGUCCCGAAAUUCCUUCAGCAGCUCGUGGAUGGCUGGUCACCGGAAGGAAGCAUGAUCGUGUCGUUCAAACUCGAGACGGAUCCGAAUCUGCUUGUUUACAAGGCUCAAACGGCCCUUCAGCGAUAUUCUCAUCACCUAGUCAUCGGCAAUUUGCUCUCAACGAGGAAGUGGGAAGUUGUCUUUGUUACACCUGAAGAGCCCUACGAACGCUGGAUCCGAGUGCCCAAGUCGCGGCGGAGCAAGAGCAUAUCAGGUGUCGAAGGGCAGGUUGGACUCGCUGAGGCAGCGAAGCGGUCGGGCGAACACUCGGCGCCUGCGGCAUCCGAGACCGACGAGACGUCCAAGGAAGGAGACGGGCAUGUUGGAACCAGUGAAGGGACUGAGAUUGAGAGCUUGAUCAUCCCGGAGCUGGUCAAGCUCCACACGAAGAUGAUUGAGAAAUUCUAUCAUCAGUUCUAUAGCUUCAACGGGCGACAGUCGACCCACGGCCAACAACACCACCACCAUCACCCUCAUCAUCAUCAUCAUCAUCAUCAUACAUAAUUCCUAAUCCCUGAUACAUGGUGAACUAGUCACUCCCACCAAAAUAUACCCCGACGCCUUCCGGUAUCAUAUCUGUACUGUAACAAUUGGACAUAAAUCGGGCUUCUGCUUCGAAUUUAUUCUAUUUCUAUUCACCCUCUCCCUAACAACGCGCACCCAAAUACCUCUCACUUCUGACUCUGCAACUUCUUUUGCUGCUCUGCCCACUCACGAGCACUCCUUUCCGCACUUUCCUCCCCAACCUCUCCAAAAAUAUCAACCCCAAGACGUGCAGGGAAGUUCAUCCGCUGAUGUCGCUCUAACGACUGUAUAGCUUGAAAUGCGUCUUCCGGGAGGACAAAAUCUGAAACAUAUAAUCAGCAUAAACCAAGUCGAUGGCGAGAAAUAUCAAGUGGGACAGGCGGAGGUGCACACCUUCAAAAUUGCUCUGGAUCCUCGCCGGGGUCACGGAUUUGGGGAGAACGACCGUUCCGCGCUGAACGGCCCAGCUGAUUAGGACUUGGGCUGGGGUUUUGUUCAAGGUUUUUGCUGUUUCAAUCACGAGGGGGUCGUCGACGGCUCUGCAGGUGUGUGUUAGUCUCUUUUGGCGGGUUUCUUGUGCAAGGGUUAGAGGUCUUCGCGUACCUCGGGAUGUUGUAGAUGUUGUUUCCUAGGGGCGAGUACCCCGUCACUACAAUUCCCUGGAUGGUAUGUUAGUAAAACAUGGCUCAAAGGUCCCUUGUAUCAAUUACCUUCUCCUUUGACCACUCUAGCAGAUCUCUUUGCUGAAGGUAAGGAUGCGCUUCAAUCUGGUUCACGGCUGGUGGAAUUUCUGCCCUAUUCCAAGCGAAUCAGCUUCUUCCUGUGCCGUAUUCAUGUCGAAGCAAGUAACAUACGUCUUCAGUAGCUCCUC